AUGCCGCGGGGCCGCAUCGCCCACCGCAUCUCCCAGAGCCUUGCGCAGCGCCCUGCCCAGCGCAUCGCCAGCCGCGUCGCCAGCCGCAUCGCCCAGAUCCUCGCCUGCCGCCUCGCCUGCCGCAUCGCCAGCCGGGAUUUCUGUGGCGACAUGCCGAAUAGGGAGCGUGGCGAUGCGCGCUGCAAAAUUUUGGUGGGAGCGCACGGACUGCCCCUAGCUGGCAUAUGUUUCUAA
Thermothielavioides terrestris NRRL 8126 is the source of this 234-nucleotide messenger RNA. RefSeq lists its product as uncharacterized. The coding region runs from base 1 to 234 and encodes 77 amino acids. The record is from RefSeq and is a predicted model, not a curated record. Lineage: Eukaryota; Fungi; Ascomycota; Sordariomycetes; Sordariales; Chaetomiaceae. The transcript has 2 exons.